UAAUCAAUGUUUAUCUACACUUAACUUAAUUAUUAUUGUAGAAGAUCAAAAUUCAAAAAUAUGUAAACUUUUAACAGUAUUCUGACAAACCAGAAUCCAACACACAAAUUUGAAUAAUAAUAGUUGUGUCUUCUCGUCGAUCGCGUAUCGAUGUAUACCUAUGUUUUUUCGUAGGUGCCUAUGAGUCACCGUCUGCUCUCAUCGACAACGAAUUAACUUAUUAAUAUAAUAUCGAAUUCGAAAAUAUACAGCUCUAAAAUCGGCGUGUGACCGUUGUAAGACAAAAUAUUUAAACUCUUUUGACCACACACGUCCUUCUUUGUUAGUGUUGAUGCAUUUUGAACAAACCGACAACGCCUGGCAAUUAUCUGCAUAGUAGUAAGGAUUUUGCAUUAAUCAGUUGAUAAAUCAAUCAUUUCUCGUCAUGUCAGCAGACGAAGUAGAAUCUGAAAUCCAUUUCAUGAAAACUUACAGUAUAUUGAAAUGGGACGAACUAAUAAAGCUAAACGAUGACCGUAAAUCACUUAACCAAAAGAUUACGCUUGGAUUAGCUACCAAAGAGGAAUUGUUGAAACAAAUAAAAGUUGAAUUAAAUAUGUUAGAUACAUGUCAACUUAAAAUUGAUCAAGAAAUGAAAGAAAAUAACACAGUGUAUAUUAACACAGAAAUACUUACCAUUUUAUCAAAUCGUAUCAAUGAUAUGUACAACAAUAUGUUUCUACUAUUUCCUGUUGAAAAAACUUCAUUAACAGAAUAUAUUGAAUUCUGCUCAAAUAAUACAUUAUUUAUUACUAAAUGUAGCAAUAUGUUGAAUACGCUCAUGUUGAGAUACCAUAGUGAUCCUGAAGUGUAUAUAACUGCAGCAACAUAUGAGUUUGAUGACCGAAAUGAUGUUGAUACAGCUAGACAAUAUUUUUCAGAAGGGUUAAAAUAUCAUAAAAAUUGUAAACGUUUAUAUGUAGAAGAGUUCUGGGUAGAAGUACAACAUUUAGAAAAGACUGCAGGUGCCUCACUUUCGAUUGCCAUGGAAAAAUAUAGAAACCUCAUAAAACAUUUUGAAGGUGAUAUCAAAUUUCAUUUUAUAUUAUUGGACAAAGCAAUAAAAUUAAGUGCAGUUAGAGAACUACAAUGCAAUAUUGUCAGAGAUAUGGUUAGAAAGUAUAGGCAUAGUGAACUAAUGUGGCAAAAAUUAGCUAAAAUUCACUUUGAUGGGUUUAUCUAUCAUCAAGAAACUGAGCAAUUACACUAUGAUAAAAAUUAUAUUAGUGGUAUUAGAAACUGCAUUAAAACUUAUGAAGAUGGAUUAAAAGAAAAUUUACCAUUAAAAAAUAAACAUAAAUUAUGGAACUUUUAUAUUGAUCAUGUUAUAGAAAUUAGAAAAUCCUAUCGCAUGAAAAAAGAAACAAUAAGAAAUUUUAUGAAUGAAACAAUGGAGCGAACCUUUCAAGAAGCUCACAAUAACAAGGCAUUACGCAAAGCUGAACAUUAUAUUUAUUGGGCUAAAAACACAAAUAAAGACGGUCAUAGAAUUCUGAGAAAAGCAGUUGAAGUGUUAGAAGAUAGUGUAGAGCUCUGGAUUCAUUUAAUAUCAUAUUAUUUGAGCUAUGACAGUCUUGAAAUGGGCAUUGAAGCUUUUCAAGCUGGUGUUCGAGCUUUAACAAACAAAUCGAUGCCUUUAUGGGAAAUUCUAAUUUUAUACUUGGGAAACACUCAUCCAAAAUUGCUCCAACAAUUAUAUCACGAAGGCUCACAUUUUCCAUUCCCUGAAAUUAAUUUUAUAAUCAGACCUGAAUAUUUGGAAUGGAGCGUAGUUCACAAUGGAAUACUUUCAACUCGUGAAUUGUUCAUUGAACUUAGAGAUAUAAAACCAGAAUGUAAACAGUUGUAUACAACCAUGAUUUCAUUUGAACACACUCAGAAUUCAGGAAUUACCAAAUUGAGAACUAUCAGAAAAUUGUAUAAUGAUGUAUGCAAUACUUUUGGCCAAACAGACAUUAAAGUAUGGUCUGACUGCAUUCGUUUUGAAUAUAUGUAUGGUUCCCAUAAAUUAGUGAAAGAAAUUUAUAAGGCAUCAUUACUAUGUUUAGAACCAUAUUUAAGGAACGUUAUGACAAAAGAAUUUGAAAAACUUAAGGAGGAAUUUAUGGAGGAUGAUCCUAAAGAUGGAGGAGUUAUUAUUAUUGAUGAUGAUGAAUGAUUUUAUAGCUAGGAAAAACAAUUAUAUAG
Messenger RNA from Rhopalosiphum maidis (corn leaf aphid), 2226 nucleotides. Its product is annotated as U3 small nucleolar RNA-associated protein 6 homolog. Gene Ontology annotation, molecular function: protein binding; snoRNA binding. The record is from RefSeq and is a predicted model, not a curated record. Bases 425 to 2197 code for a protein of 590 amino acids. Gene Ontology annotation, cellular component: Pwp2p-containing subcomplex of 90S preribosome; small-subunit processome. NCBI's taxonomy places the organism in Eukaryota, Metazoa, Arthropoda, Insecta, Hemiptera, Aphididae. The transcript has 11 exons. Gene Ontology annotation, biological process: maturation of SSU-rRNA from tricistronic rRNA transcript (SSU-rRNA, 5.8S rRNA, LSU-rRNA).